Messenger RNA from Fundulus heteroclitus (mummichog), 1259 nucleotides. RefSeq names its product apolipoprotein B mRNA editing enzyme, catalytic polypeptide-like 2b (gene apobec2b). Gene Ontology annotation, biological process: cytidine to uridine editing. Gene Ontology annotation, cellular component: cytoplasm; nucleus. The coding region runs from base 152 to 952 and encodes 266 amino acids. Gene Ontology annotation, molecular function: cytidine deaminase activity; RNA binding. Lineage: Eukaryota; Metazoa; Chordata; Actinopteri; Cyprinodontiformes; Fundulidae. The record is from RefSeq and is a predicted model, not a curated record. The transcript has 4 exons.
UGCACAUGUUCGACUCCUAACUCAGCGCACAAUGGGGUCUAUUUCUGUAAGCGCUCUAGGGUUAUCACCCCACUUGCGGUGACUCUCUCCCUCCGUCUAUUUCUGUCGUCCAGUCUCUUUUCCCAACACUCUAACCUACUUCCACACCAUCAUGGCCGACAGAACCAGCCGGUUAGGGGUUCGCAAGAAGGAGAAAACGCCGGAAACCAAAGCGAACGAGGAGAAGGACAAGGAAAAGGCCAAAGAGAAGGCGGUGAAGAGCCCGGACAAGCAUAGUAAAGCGCAAGAGAAGACCCCGGAGCCGCAGAAAACAGACGAGAAGAAGACAAAUGGGGAAAGCGAAGGGGCAGCGGGAGCAGAAGCCACUAACAGUGAGGGUAAUGGAGAGUUUCAGCCCAUAGAGCUGCCUCCUUUUGAGAUUGUCACUGGGGAGCGGAUGAGCCCGUUCUACUUCAAGUUUCAGUUCAGGAAUGUGGAGUAUUCAUCAGGCAGGAACAAAACAUUCCUGUGUUUUAGAGUGGACUCUGCAGGAGGCAGCGAGGAACCUCUCAAAGGCUACAUGGAGGAUGAACAUGCCACCGCCCACGCUGAGGAGGCCUUCUUUCAACAGGUUCUCCCAAACCCUUCCAAGGAAUAUGACGUGACAUGGUACGUAUCAUCCAGUCCCUGUGCAGCUUGUGCAGUCAAGCUGGCCAACAUCCUCCAGCAGCGCAAGAAGCUUCGUCUCUCCGUUUUCUGCUCCCGUCUCUUUGAAUGGGAGGAGCCGGAGAUCGUGGAAGGCCUGAAGGCUCUGGUGCAGGCCGGCUGCAAGCUGCGGAUGAUGAAGCCCAUUGACUUCCUGCAUGUUUGGGAAAUGUACGUGGAACAGGAGGGUGAGACCUUUACACCAUGGGAAGAUUGUCAGGAGAACUACGAGUACUACGUUGAGAGACUGACCGAUAUCCUCAAGUAGACGUCCGUCCUGACUGAACCACAAAGCAGCCUGCAUGUGAAAUUAUCACAGUCUUUUUUUUUUUUCCCCAUUUUUUUUUUUUGCUGUCACAUCUGAUAUUGCAGAUCAAUUUUUAACUGAAUGAUCACUUGCAGCAACGUUUUAUACUUUUUAUUUGUAAAAAAAAAAAAAAAAAAAAUACAUGAAGGCACAUGAUUUGUAGAUAAAUAUCUCAAACAUUAUGCAACUUGUCGCUUUUUAAAGAGCAAAGCAAUUACAUUCAGUCAUUAACCGUUUGAAACAUUAAAAACAAAACUGGAAGCAGUUA